AUGUCGGAGGUGGGCAGGGAAAUACAGAGCCCACAUCGUCAGCAACGUCACGGCCACAGAACAAUAACGGAGGCGGAGGAACCUGGUAUGAUAGCCCUCUUUUCUGAAACCGGCGGUUCCACGUGGAAACGGCGUCUCGCCAUUCUGCUCGAUAACCACUAUCAAUGGGUGAUUUUCCUUGUCAUCAUGGUCGUCGCCAUCGUUGGCAUUUGGGUAGGCGCCUGCGUCUGGCGCCGACGCUACAUCCGCAAGAAGGACCGCGUGUAUGCGCUCAACUCCAAUCUGGCGCAUGCCACCGAAUCCGGGCGAGUAGUACCCAACGGAGGUAGCAGUGCCGGCUCAGUCCACGUCCCCGGACCCGGCAUGUUCGACCCGGCGCCGAUCAGCUCUGCCGGCAUUUACGGCGAGAAGUCAGAGAAGAAGAAGAAGUGGGCCUUUGGGGGGCGGACAUGA
Messenger RNA from Chaetomium globosum CBS 148.51, 453 nucleotides. RefSeq lists its product as uncharacterized. Bases 1 to 453 code for a protein of 150 amino acids. The record is from RefSeq and is a predicted model, not a curated record. The transcript has 2 exons. NCBI's taxonomy places the organism in Eukaryota, Fungi, Ascomycota, Sordariomycetes, Sordariales, Chaetomiaceae.